GGCGCAGAAGUCAGCGUUCUCCCGCGUGAUCCAAACGACCCGACCGAAAAGGUGACUAGCUCAUUGCGCGCAGCUAACGGGACCAUUAUCCGCGUAUAUGGUCAACGCUCGCGCACGCUAAAUCUCAGCCUCCGACGCGCUUUCAAAUGGAUAUUCCUCGUUGCGGAUGUUCAAACGCCUAUCCUUGGUCUCGACUUCUUACGUCAUUACGACCUACUCGUCGACGUUAAGCGACACCGUCUAGUCGACCGCCUUACGAAUCUCGCAGUCAUUGGGACUUUGACCGACACCGCGUCAAUCAGUCCCGUGUACGCGACUCAACUUAGUUCACCCGUCGGGCAAACGCUGCUCGAUAGUUUUCCGCAGGCCUUCCGUCCUGCCGUCCCGUUGCCUUCCGCAACCGACGCCGCGACACAUCACAUCGUUACGAAAGGUCCGCCUGUGUUCGCAAAAGCCAGGCGCAUGACCCCCGACAAGCUCAAAAUUGCACGCUCCGAAUUCGAGCACAUGCUAGACUUAGGCAUUAUUCGCCCGUCUAAGAGCCCGUGGGCGUCGCCUCUACACAUGGUGCCUAAAAAGUCAGGAGACUGGCGUCCAUGUGGCGACUAUCGCGCUCUCAAUAACGCUACCGUCCCCGACCGCUAUCCGAUUCCGCACAUUCAGGACAUCACGGCUAGCCUACGUGGCGCCCGUGUGUUCUCGAAGAUCGAUCUGGUUCGCGCUUACCACCAGAUCCCUGUAGCCGAGGAUGACAUUCCGAAAACCGCAGUCAUCACGCCUUUCGGACUUUUCGAAUUCUUGCGAAUGCCCUUCGGUCUUCGCAACGCAGCUCAGACUUUUCAACGCUUCAUAGACUCUGUCACGAGAGGUCUCGACUUUGUUUAUCCUUAUAUAGACGACAUCUUAGUAGCUAGUUCUUCCGAAGAACAGCACGCGGAGCACCUCAAGAUGCUUUUCGAGAGGUUAGCCUCUAAUAGCAUUACUGUCAACGCUGACAAAUGCAUCUUUCAGCAACCAUCUAUCGAAUUUCUUGGUCAUCGAAUUGACCAGCAUGGCAUACGGCCGCUCGAAGACCGAGUCAGCGCUAUUAAGGACUUUCCCGUUCCGACUACUUUGGCCGCCAUCCGCCGUUUUAGUGGGAUGAUCAACUACUACCGUCGAUUUCUGCCACGUUGUGCCGACUUGCUCAGUCCAUUGACCGACUUACUUCGUGGACGCAAGAACGGCAACGUCGAGUUGACGCCCGCUGCAACCGAAGCCUUCAAGGCCUGCAAAGAGGCCUUGGCUGAAGCCGUUAUGCUUCACCAUUUCGACCCCAAAGCUCCACUCAGCGUUGCAGUCGAUGCAUCGGACACCGCCAUUGGCGCCGUCCUGCAGCAAUUCACUGAGGGAUGCUGGAAACCACUCGCUUUCUACUCCCGACGCUUACAACCGGCAGAAGUCAAGUACAGCACGUUCAGCCGCGAACUGCUGGCAGUUUAUUCUACCGUCCGACAUUUCAGGCACGUCUUAGAAGGUAAUUCGUUCGUUAUCUUCACCGAUCAUAAGCCGCUUAUUUACGCCUUUCGAAAUCAAUCAGCUCGACACUCACCACGUGAGGUUCGUCAGCUGGAUUUCGUGGCUCAAUUUUCUACUGACCUCCGACACAUUUCAGGUCAGAAUAACGUCGUUGCUGACGCUCUUUCGCGCGUCUCCGCAAUCCACACCGCUGGCCAGGCAAUCGACUUAUCUGCCAUGGCUACCGCGCAACUAACCGACACUGACUGUCAGAACGUCAAACAAGAUUCUUCGCUACGAAUCACAUCGCAUCCACUGCCGUCAUCUGAUGGCACAAUCUUGUGCGAUACUUCUACUGGACGACCUCGACCCGUCGUUCCAGAAACCUUUCGACGUCUAGUUUUCGACACACUUCAUAACAUCGCUCAUCCAGGCAUCCGAGCCACGAUCAAGCUCAUAUCCGAGAGAUACGUUUGGCUCGGAAUGCAACGCGAUCUUAAGCGCUGGGCACGCGGUUGUCUAACGUGUCAGCAGGCCAAGAUACAGCGGCACGUGUCCGCUCCGCUUGGUCGUUUUCCGCAAGUCUCAGCUCGCCUCGCCCAUGUCCAUCUCGACAUAGUUGGACCCUUGGCACCAUCCAGAGGAAUGGUCUACAUUCUGACCAUGAUCGACCGAUACACCCGUUGGCCCGAGGCCGUACCUAUACCCGACGUAUCCGCGGACACCGUAACGCGCGCUUUCGUUGAGCGCUGGGUCGCUUCACAUGGCUGUCCAGCCACCGUGACUACCGACCGCGGUCCGCAGUUCGAAUCCUCGACCUUCAACGAUCUUCUCAAAGUCCUCGGAUGUCAACGCAUCCGGACUACCGCCUAUCACCCGCAAUCCAACGGCAUGGUGGAACGUUUCCACCGACAGCUGAAGGCCUCACUUAGUGCCGCUAAUGCACUAAGCUGGACCGAAGCACUGCCUAUGAUACUACUUGGUAUCCGAUCAGCUCUUAAAGCUGAUUUGCACACGUCCAGCGCCGAACUGGUAUAUGGACAACCUCUUCGACUACCUGGGGACUUCUUUUCUGGAAACCCCAGAACACCCCGCUACGACGCGAAUUACGCUCGGCAGUUAGCCACGAGCAUGCGCCAUAUCAAAGUAACCGACGUGCGAGAACAACGACGUAAAUCGUUCGUUCCACAAGAUCUACUGCAUUGCGCUUACGUUUUCCUUCGAGUCGAUGGUCUACGCAGACCACUCGAACGACCCUACGAAGGUCCAUUUAAGGUUCUUAAACGUAAGGACCGCGUAUUCGUUAUCGACCGCCACGGUAAACGUGAAACUGUCUCUAUCGACCGUCUCAAGGUUGCCCAUGUGGAACCUGAGAUCGACGAUGACUCCCGUCCACCUUCGGACGAGUCAACGCAGCCUAUGAUCGACGACACGCCUACUUCCGAUGCUACGAAGCAUUCUCCGACUAACCCUUCCGACUCAGUUCCUUCCGAUUCUAUCGAGCCGAAAGCUUCCUCAUCCGACAAAACUGCUGGAUCGACAACGCCUCCGACCGAACGUCCGAAAUCGACUAGGUCAGGUAGGCGGGUUCAUUGGCCAGCGCGAUUAAAAGAUUAGUCUUCUUUUCAUUCUUCCUUUCCCGCUUCCUUUUUGCUUGUGGCCUAACCCGCCCAACAAAACGGCAGUUUUGAAAACCCAAAAAAUUUGCAAAGCGUUUUGAAAACCCC
Molecule: messenger RNA, 3224 nt
Organism: Dicrocoelium dendriticum
Lineage: Eukaryota; Metazoa; Platyhelminthes; Trematoda; Plagiorchiida; Dicrocoeliidae
Source: the annotation of a GenBank genome assembly